Messenger RNA from Meriones unguiculatus (Mongolian gerbil), 2928 nucleotides. RefSeq names its product zinc finger DHHC-type palmitoyltransferase 18 (gene Zdhhc18). Gene Ontology annotation, cellular component: Golgi apparatus; endoplasmic reticulum. Gene Ontology annotation, molecular function: protein-cysteine S-palmitoyltransferase activity. Gene Ontology annotation, biological process: peptidyl-L-cysteine S-palmitoylation; protein targeting to membrane. The transcript is spliced from 8 exons. The coding region runs from base 72 to 1214 and encodes 380 amino acids. The record is from RefSeq and is a predicted model, not a curated record. Lineage: Eukaryota; Metazoa; Chordata; Mammalia; Rodentia; Muridae.
CUGCUCGGCCCGGUCCCGGAGCGGCGCGGCCGGCCCGCGGGGGCGCGGAGCCGAGGCCCGCGGCCGGCCGCAUGAAGGACUGCGAGUACCAGCAGAUCAGCCCCGGGGCCGCCCCGCCGCCCGCCUCCCCCGGGGCGCGCCGCCCCGGCCCCGCCGCGCCCCCCGCUCCGAGUCCCGGGCCCGCGCCCGGCGCGCCGCGCUGGAGCAGCAGCGGCAGCGGCAGCGGGAGCCUGGGCCGCCGGCCGCGGCGUAAGUGGGAGGUGUUCCCGGGCCGCAACCGCUUCUACUGCGGCGGCCGCCUCAUGCUGGCCGGCCACGGCGGCGUCUUCGCGCUCACACUGCUGCUCAUCCUCAGCACCACCGUCCUCUUCUUCGUCUUCGACUGUCCCUACCUGGCCGGCCACCUGACCCUGGCCAUCCCCAUCAUUGCGGCCAUCCUCUUCUUCUUCGUCAUGAGCUGCCUCCUGCAGACCAGCUUCACUGACCCUGGCAUCCUCCCGAGGGCCACCGUCUGCGAGGCAGCCGCCCUGGAGAAGCAGAUCGAUAACACAGGCAGCUCCACAUACCGCCCGCCCCCGCGGACCCGGGAGGUGAUGAUCAACGGACAGGUGGUGAAGUUGAAGUACUGCUUCACCUGUAAGAUGUUCCGGCCACCCCGGACCUCACACUGCAGUGUCUGCGACAACUGUGUGGAACGGUUUGACCAUCACUGCCCUUGGGUGGGCAACUGCGUGGGGAGGCGGAACUACCGCUUCUUCUACGCGUUCGUGCUCUCCCUCUCGUUCCUCACGGCCUUCAUCUUCGCCUGCGUGGUCACCCACCUGACACUGCGUUCUCAAGGAAACAACUUCCUCUCCACUCUGAAGGAGACGCCAGCGAGUGUUCUGGAGUUGGUCAUCUGCUUCUUCUCAAUCUGGUCCAUCCUGGGCCUCUCAGGGUUCCACACUUACCUCGUCGCCUCCAAUCUGACCACUAACGAAGAUAUCAAAGGGUCUUGGUCCAGCAAGAGGGGCGGUGAGGCCUCUGUCAACCCCUACAGCCAUAAAAGUAUUAUCACCAACUGCUGUGCUGUGCUCUGCAGCCCCCUACCUCCCAGCCUAAUCGACCGGCGGGGCUUCGUGCAGUCUGACGCCGUGUUGCCCUCGCCCAUCAGAAGUGACGAGCCAGCCUGUGGAGCCAAGCCAGACACCAGCAUGGUAGGGGGCCACCCAUGAAUGUGACUCACUGCUUGCCACCUGCUGCCCUCCACACUGCCGGGACCCUCCCCACGCCACCCGGGGGAAGCAGAGCUGCCAAGGACUUGAGUCUUUCCGUAUUUAUUUCCCGCCCUGCGUGGCUUCCUCUGAACUGUCCCAUAGCUGUGACCUCUGCCCCCCAAAUCUAGGUUCCCGCAGUUUGGGCCCUAGUUCUCCCAGCUGAUCAGUGGCAAGAGAGGCGAGCCGCAGCCUCUGGAGGCCACCAAGGGGACCAUGCCAAAUCCCUGCCUGUGCCCAGGGAGGCCCGGUGUGAGCCAGGGUGUGAACUGAGUGGGCAGCCUCCCAGAAGGAGGCGUGCUUGGACCUUGCUGAGUCAGGGCCUUCAUGGAGGCAGGACUACUGGGCCCUGGCUCUGAACCUCGGGCGCCAGGCGAGGACCCUUCCUUGGACGGCUUUGGUUUGGGGCCCCUUCUUUCUCUUUGUGGUGAUCAUUGGGUUGUGUUGGGUUUUUUGUUUUGUUUAUUUUUGUGGGGGCAGGGAGGUUAUCUGGAAUUGGCCAAUAGGAUAGGGCCAGGGUAUUGGUAGAGAGAGCAUGGGCAGAGGGUGGGAGGCCUCCUGUGUCAGAGGGAGCCAAACGAGCCAUCCAGGCCCAAGUAACCUCAGCUCCUGUAGAGUCUCGGGCAGCACAGUAGGAUGAGGACUUUCCCCUGCUGGUGGGGACUCUCAAGGAUCCUUUCCUGUGACCCCCGCUCCCAGUCCCUCUUCCAAGUCAGGGCUAGAGAUGGGCGGGUUAGCUCAUGCUGGCAAUACUUGAAACGGGUUCAUUAAUGCUGGGUAUUUUGCACAGUUUUAUAGACCUCUUUUUUACAUAGCCUUUUUAAAACAGAAGUCAGUGUGUUGCUCUCUGUGUAGUGCCGAGCCAAGGGUUUCCAGGAGGCUAGGCAGUUUAACUACAGCAGAGCCAGCUGUGAGCGAUUGGAUGUGUUUGCGCAUGCACAGGUGUGUUCAUGUGUGGCCAAAUACAGCUGACUCCCAUGUCCCCUGGGCUACUCCCUUUCCCCAUUUCCCUGGGUUCAGAAGCAGCCUGAGGCCUGGGGACUGGAGGAUGUGCAUUAGUCACGGAGACCCCUCAGCCUCCUUCCUUCCACCGCAGCCUUCAGACCACAGCGGCUGGGGCCCUGCCACCCAGGCUCCCAGCUGUGACCUGCCCUAACAGGCCGAGGCCAGGUGUGGUGGGUGGGGUGAGGGCUCAGGAGCGCCCGCUCGCUAUAAGUCACACCCCCUCCUAGGAAUUCUGCUGUGAGUGUAGGCCCUAGUGCUAGGGACUGGGAGAAUGAAGCAAAGGGCAGAGUAAGCCAGGAUGCCUAUGUGGCUUGGCCAGGAGCUCAUAGCAUUUCUUCCUUUUGCUGGGAGCUGUAGAUUCUAAUCAAAAUAGAAACUUGUUCUCCCAGGCCCCCUCCUUGGCCCUGCAGGUGGGCUAAAGCCCUUGGAUCAUAACAUAGGACAUCACUAAGACAUCCCGUCCUUGCUCCCAAGGCCAGUGGGUCCCAGACAGAACUGGGAAGUGGUGGGCACCAAAGGUCCCCCGGGAGAAACAGCUUCAGACCCCUAAGCCAACCUGAGCGGCCCGGAAGUAGAUAGGGCGGGGGCUGGAGGAGGGGUUCCUUAACCUGCCUUUUGUUUAAGCCAGUUUUCUUUGUCCCUGCUUGUAAUAAAACUUCUGUUCUUAAGA